Messenger RNA from Manihot esculenta (cassava), 831 nucleotides. RefSeq names its product ribosomal protein S10, mitochondrial. Gene Ontology annotation, cellular component: small ribosomal subunit; ribosome; mitochondrion. Gene Ontology annotation, molecular function: structural constituent of ribosome. The transcript has 2 exons. Lineage: Eukaryota; Viridiplantae; Streptophyta; Magnoliopsida; Malpighiales; Euphorbiaceae. Gene Ontology annotation, biological process: translation. Bases 137 to 559 code for a protein of 140 amino acids. The record is from RefSeq and is a predicted model, not a curated record.
CGUUAAUAACCCUAGCCGCCGUCCACCGCAUUGCUCUCAACCGAGGGAAACUGUCCACUCCUCCUACAUUGUUUACUCCUUUUACUCUCGUCUUCGUUUCAUUCAAGUCUCUCUUCACCAAAACAAGCCAUUCACCAUGUUGGCUCUUCGUCGAGCUUCCAAUCCUCUCAAGGUAUUUUCUAAUUAUCUAGAAGCCAAUUCUGGAAGUAUUUGUUCAGAGUUCUCUCUGGUGGGGAGAAGCAUUUCUUCACAAGCUAGUGCAAAAAGUGGUGAAUCAGAAAAUGCCUAUUUUUCUCUUCCAGGUUCGUCAAAGAUUGGAUUGCCUGAAUCACGAGUCUUGUAUACUGUGUUAAGAUCACCCCAUAUUGAUAAGAAGUCCAGAGAACAAUUUUUCAUGGAAAUUAAGAAAACAUUUAUGGUCAUGAAAACAGAAUCAAAUGAAUUGCGCAAGAAGUUGUUUUGGUUAAAACGCCAACGUUUAUUUGGAGCUCAAUAUGAAAUCAUACUUUCUUGCAAGACCACUUUGGACAAGGGAAAACUCCAAAAAUUACUACAAUGAACUAGAAUGGUGUUGUUCUUGAAAAGUGGAUGGUAUAAGGAAAAAAGAUAUGGGUCAGGUUGAGAUCUCUCUGGCCAAGCUCUAAAUCUUCAUGAACAUCAGGGCCCUGCAUCUGAUUUGAUAAAAUGCUCUUUUCUGUGUUAUCAGUUGUUUGUGUUUCUUUUCAACCAAAUUUUCCAUUUAACUUGGUAGAUGGUUAGCUGUUCAUGUGACUAUUUAUCUUAAUUAUCCAUUGCAAUAAUUUGAUAAAGGAUUCUAAAUUGGAUGUCAAA